Messenger RNA from Fonsecaea erecta, 1620 nucleotides. RefSeq lists its product as hypothetical. Gene Ontology annotation, molecular function: RNA binding; DNA binding. The coding region runs from base 1 to 1620 and encodes 539 amino acids. The transcript has 3 exons. Gene Ontology annotation, biological process: ribosomal small subunit biogenesis; ribosomal large subunit biogenesis. Gene Ontology annotation, cellular component: nucleolus. Lineage: Eukaryota; Fungi; Ascomycota; Eurotiomycetes; Chaetothyriales; Herpotrichiellaceae. The record is from RefSeq and is a predicted model, not a curated record.
AUGGCCGAUGACUUGACGGAGCGGCUCAAAAGCCAUGCACGGUCAUUUGAUAGUUUAUUGUCCCUGAUUCCAGCAAAACUAUAUUACGGAGAAGAUGUUAGCGAUCAAUGGAAAAGAAAAAAGCAGACUCCGGAGCAGAAGCGGGCGGCAAAAAUGGCCAAACUGGACCCCGACAAUUGGAAAAGUGCCAAAGAUAUCAUGGAUGAAAGGGAGGCAGCCGCAGCCUUGAAGCGGAAACGAGACACAGAAGAAGAGGAGCCUGAUGGGAGCCCAACCCCGGCCGAAGGUAGCGAGAUGGAACAACCCAAGGCUAUCCAGGAUGCACAAGCACAAGCGCCAAAACCGAAAAGACAAAAGACCGAAAAAUUAGGUGCAGGUCAAACAACUGAUACCCAGGAUGUCGACGACUCACCAGAAGACAAACGACGCCGGAAGGCAGAAGAAAGAGCUGCCAAAAGACAACGGAAAAGGGAAAGAAAAGACAAGGCCAAGCAGAAGCUGGAACGACAAAAGGCUAAGAAAAGGGAAGCGGAACAACUGGAUGACCCUCACAAGGAAGCCUUGAAGAAGGAAGGGAAGAAGGAACUAAAUCUCCAGAUUCCGGUUGAUCUUGAAGUGCCCACCCAACGAGACAGUCACCCUGGUGCAGCGUCGCCGUCCACCGCGUCUUCCGAGGACGAACCCGAAGAGGUCUUCUCUCCCCAGCACGAGUCCGGCACAUCUUCAACAUCAUCCAUUCAACCUACUUCACUCGAGGAACCCGUCAAGAUUAAACCUUCUGUUUCGCUCACUCCAACGACCGUGCCGUCAAGCAAAGACGAUAGCGACGCAAUGACCAAAACGCCCCGGGAACGGCUACAGGAAGCGCUUUCCCAAUUCCGCGCAGAGCGCAAGGCGGACGGUGGUGACGGUCGUCCCCCGAAGAACCGACAAGAGCUGUUGGAGCAACGACGUCGGAAGGAGGAGGCGAAGAAGGCCGCCAAGAAGGAACAAAAACGUCGAGAGAAGGAAGAAGAGGCUCGUCGUCAAGAUGAGGAGAUUGCGAGGCACUUCUCGCCCGGUGGCUCAGGCUCUCUGCUGGCGUCACCCCGGUCUCCCAUGCUCGGCGACAAUCGCAGCUCUUCUCCAACCUCCAACUCUGCCAAUAACUUCACGUUUGGCCGUAUCACUUUCGAAGAUGGCACACAACUCGAACCUUCGUCAACCUCCGCCGUGGAGGAACACAAAAAGAAAGGCGUCCGUGACACUGCCACAGAGCUCAAACUCGCGGAGGCCAAAAAGGCUCGUAUAGCCGGUCUCGACGAGGAGAAACGCCUUGACAUUGAACAAAAGGACAUGUGGUUGAACGCCAAACGACGCGCCCACGGCGAACACGUCCGGGACAACACUUCGCUGCUCAAGAAGGCACUCAAAAGGCAGCAGGGCCAGAAAAAGAAGAGCGAGCGAGAGUGGAAUGAGAGGUUGGAAGGUGUGAAGAAGGCUCAAGACACGAAGCAAAAGAAAAGAGCCGAGAAUUUGGCCAAGAGGAAGGAAGAAAAGGGUUCGAAGAAAGGAAAAGUCAAGAGGCCAGGCUUUGAGGGAAGUUUCAAAGGAAGGACAGGCGGGAAAAGGAAACCGUGA